UAAAUAUUAAAUUUAAAAAAUUUUUUAAUAAUGUUGGUAUUUUGGUUUACAUUACAUUGAGUUUAUUAUGUAGUGAACGAAUCUAAUUAAACUUUAAAAUAAAAUUAUAUUAUGCUGAAAAAUAGAUAGAGGAAGUAAACUAUUUUCCAAAUCAAGAUUCAGUUGCAUAUAUUUAAGUAAUCAUGGAUCCUGCUUUGCUGAAAGAAAGAGAAUUAUUCAAACUUAAAGCUUCAGCUAUUCCUGUAGUUGAAAAAAGGUUAAGAGAAGACAAUAGCAAUAAAGAUGAGCUUAAAAGGAAAUCAAAACCAUUACCAUCUAUGCCAAGACCACCUUCUCCCCCAAAUACUGCAAGUUCAUUGAAUAGCUACAAGUCAUUUGGGCAAAGUUCUCAGUAUAAAUUUGGUGUACUUACCAAAAUAGUUAAGUAUAUUAGAGCUCGGCAUCAGGAUGGAGAUGAUCAUCCUUUAACAUUAGAUGAAUUACUGGAUGAAACUAAUCAAUUAGAUGUGGGAACUAAAGUAAAAACGUGGUUAGAAACUGAAGCACUACCAGGUAACCCUAAAAUUGAACGUACACCUGAUGGAAAAUAUAUGUUCAAGCCACCUUAUAAACUUAAAGACAGAAAAGCUUUGUUGAAGUUAUUAAAACAACAAGAUUUGAAAGGUUUAGGAGGAAUUAUGAUGGACGACAUCCAAGAAUCAUUACCUAAUUGUGAAAAAGCUCUAAAGUAUUUGCAAAAUGAAAUAUUAUAUGUUUGUCGGCCUGGGGAUAAAAAAAAAGUUAUGUUUUACAAUGACAAAUCUGCUACUAUUGAUAUCAAUGAAGAUUUUAAAAAAAUGUGGAGGAGCAUUGCCGUGGAAAAUAUGGAUGAUGAAAAGAUAGAGGAACAUUUGGAGAAACAGGGUAUAAGCUCCAUGCAAGAUAAUGGUAUCAAAAAAAUAAAUCAUGUUAAACGGAAGAAGCCAGUGACCAAGAAAAGAUUCUCUAAGAGACCAAGGGAUAAUGAACAUUUAGCUAAUGUGUUAGAAGAUUAUGACACAUUGUAAUUCUUUAUUUAAGUAUAAUUAUUAAUUAUUUUUUGUACAUUAAUAAAUAAAAUAAAAUUGUAUGCUAA
This is a messenger RNA of Diuraphis noxia (Russian wheat aphid), 1114 nucleotides long. RefSeq names its product transcription factor IIEbeta (gene TfIIEbeta). Gene Ontology annotation, biological process: transcription initiation at RNA polymerase II promoter. Lineage: Eukaryota; Metazoa; Arthropoda; Insecta; Hemiptera; Aphididae. Gene Ontology annotation, cellular component: transcription factor TFIIE complex. Gene Ontology annotation, molecular function: TFIIH-class transcription factor complex binding. The record is from RefSeq and is a predicted model, not a curated record.